CUCUCUCUCUCUCUCACACACUCUUUCACAGUCUUUCUGCUCUCCCAAUUCUCUCCUCCAUAAAUUGUGUGGAGUUUUGGGAGCACAGUUUCUAAGGUUGGUUGAGAUCUUUUGUGGGUUUACAAGCACUCUAUAUGUUUGUUUGCGUAUGAAUAAUUUAAUUAGUUUUUUGUGAAGGCUCCAGCCCCAGGGCUCCAACACUUUCUUGUUCCUCGCAAAAAAAAAAAAAAAAAGAUGGGAGAAAUGUCGAGCUUCCAGCUGGGCGUUAUUGGCGCGCUUUUCCUUUCGGUGGCGUCAUCUGUCUCCAUUGUCAUCUGCAACAAAGCUUUGAUGAGCAAGCUUGGCUUCCCUUUUGCUACUACGCUCACUAGUUGGCAUCUUAUGGUGACAUUCUGCACCCUGCAUGUGGCGCAACGGUUGAAUUUUUUUGAGUCGAAAUCAACAGACGCAAAGACUGUAAUACUCUUUGGCCUUCUGAAUGGAGUUUCAAUUGGAUUUCUCAACCUGAGCCUGGGUUUCAACUCCAUUGGAUUUUACCAGAUGACAAAGCUUGCAAUCAUACCAUUUACUGUACUAUUGGAAACACUGUUCCUGAACAAGCAAUUCAGCCGGAAGAUUAAGUUCUCUCUCUUCCUCUUACUAGUAGGAGUUGGCAUUGCCUCCAUAACUGAUCUUCAACUCAAUUCUUUGGGAUCAAUCCUCUCUGUUUUAGCCAUUAUAACUACCUGUGUUGGUCAAAUUCUGACAAACACAAUACAGAAGAGGCUCAAUGUAUCUUCAACUCAGCUGCUAUACCAGUCAGCUCCAUUUCAGGCAGCAGUGCUCUUUGUCUCAGGCCCUCUGGUUGAUCAGUUCCUCACCAACCAAAAUGUCUUUGCCUACAAAUAUUCUCCUUUAGUUUUGGCAUUCAUCGUGCUAUCGUGCCUAAUAGCAGUGGCUGUGAACUUCAGCACCUUUCUAGUUAUUGGCAAGACUUCUCCUGUUACAUAUCAAGUGCUAGGGCACCUCAAGACAUGCCUUGUUCUUGCCUUUGGCUAUACACUUCUUCAUGACCCAUUUACAGAGAGGAACAUUAUUGGAAUCCUAAUUGCAAUAUGGGGAAUGGGACUUUACUCAUAUUUUUGCACCCAGGAGGGUAAAAAGAAACAACCCACUGAUGUAUCACUGGCUUCCCAGAUUAAAGAUAAAGAUACUACACCACUUUUGGCUGGGAAGAGCAUGGGCCUUUCAGAUAAGGAAACUCAUGAGGCUAAGAAAUCAACCAAGGACUCUGUUGUUUAAGUUUGUGACAAAAGUUUCAUGUAUCUUGGUCUUUCUUUCCAGAUCCAGGACAUUUUUUCCCCUAUAAACUCAAGACAUUUUGCUGAGUUGUAAAGGAUUUUGAUUCUUUGAAUAAAUUGACUCUCUUCCUUUUCCUUUUUUUAA
This is a messenger RNA of Corylus avellana, 1425 nucleotides long. Lineage: Eukaryota; Viridiplantae; Streptophyta; Magnoliopsida; Fagales; Betulaceae. The record is from RefSeq and is a predicted model, not a curated record.